AAAUACUGAACAAGUGGAGGAGGUGGAAAAAAAGCAAGUGGAGGAGGUGGAGUCGUGUUCAGAGGAAGGAAAACCAAGCAGAAGAGCAGGAAAAAAGAGAAAACCCACCAGACACAACAACAUCGGGGGGAGGACGGUGGAUUAAUUGUGCCAACUGAGGCAAUUCUAAUAAAGAGAAGCGCUGCUGUGAAGAAAGGAGGACAGCAAGAUGAUAACGCCCUAUUUCCUGGAACAUUUCUGGGGCGAAAAAAAUAAUGGAUUUGAUGUACUGUACCACAACAUGAAACAUGGCCAGAUAUCCAGCAAAGAGCUGUCGGAGUUCAUCAGAGAAAGAUCCACCAUAGAGGAGGCAUAUUCAAGAUCAAUGACCAAACUGGCCAAGACUGCCAGCAACUGCUCUCAACUAGGGACGUUUGCGCCGGUGUGGGAUGUGUUUAAACAGUCCACAGAGAAACUGGCAGCGUGUCACAUGGAGCUGGUCCGCAAACUUCAAGAGCUCAUCAAGGAAGUCCAGAAAUAUGUGGAGGAUCAAGCCAAAAAUCAUAAGAAGACAAAGGAGGAGGUGUCGUCCACACUGGAGGCUGUGCAGAACAUCCAGAGUGUGUCUCAGGCCUUACAGAAGAGCAAAGAGAACUACGUCAGCAAGACACUAGAGCAAGAACGCAUGCGCAAAGAGGGGGCCACACAGAGAGACCUGGACAAGGCUGGGUUGAAGGUCAAGAAAGCCACUGAGACCUAUAAGUCAUAUGUGGAGAAAUAUGCCACUGCAAAGACAGAAUUUGAGCAAAGAAUGACAGAAACCGCACAAAAAUUCCAAGGCAUUGAAGAGGAACAUGUACUGCGUAUGCAGGAGAUUAUCCAUUCAUACUGUCAGUCUGUUGAAGAGACGCACAUACAGAUAGGAGAGGUGCAAGAAGAGUUUGUGAAAAACAUGGAGAACACUUCUGUUGAGAGCCUCGUACAGAAACUGGCAGAAAGCAAAGGGACAGGCAAAGAGAGACCAGGGCCCAUUGAAUUUGAGGAAUGUAAUGUCUCAGUCGCCACGGAAGCUGCCAAACCCAGAAAAAGGAAGACCUUUGCCAUACCAGGCAGACGGAGAGAUAAAGACACAGAUUCCACUGAAUCAGCUGAAGUAGAAGCGGUUAACGCUUCCAACGGAGCUCCGCCGGGUUUCUACGGUGCUAUAGAUCUUCAUAACGCCAAUGUGCCUCAGCUGGACGAGGAGGGCUUCUGUAUCCGACCAGAAGUCAAUGAGAAUGAUGCCAAAGAGAACUCCUUUUAUUCAUCCAGUGACUCAGAAGAUGAAGACGAGCCAAGAAAAUUCCACGUCCAGAUCAAACCCGUGCAGACCAACAACGGCACACACCAGCACAAAGCCACCAUCGACGAGCUGAAGGCCUCGAUUGGAAACAUCUCCCUCUCGCCCACCCCUGCCGUUCAUAUGAAGAGAAACCAAUCCAGAAUGACACGACAACAAACAUUCCCUGCUAUGAAACCAAAGGCUGGCGAUGAACUGGGACGGUCCAAGAUAGCGCAGACAUCCUUUAAUGAUAGAUUAUCCAAUAAUGAUCUGCUGUCUUUGGAUCCAUUCGGCCCGACCAGCGCUGGAUCCAGCUCCUCUCUACCCCUCUCAUCAGAAGUGGAUUUACAGUCGGAGCCCACCUCUCCUUCAACAGUCAGUCUUGAGGUUAUCGAGGCUCCUUCUUUCUUCCUUUCCUCCAAACUGCCUCUUCCUGCUGGUCUUGCCAAGCCUAGCUCCUCGCCAUUCCCUGUUCUCCCCUCUGCUUCCUCCAUCUCUCCUCGGGAGCUUCCUGAUAAUGCUGUUGGUGUCCUCCACCUUGGCCCACCUCGAGCUAUUAGCGUGCCCCCAGCCCUACAGUCCACUCCUAAGUACUGUGCUACCCACAAGCCCCCUCUCAGUGCUCCCGCAACUGGUCCAGACAUGUUUUCUUCCUGGGCCCAGAGCCAAUGGAUUGCCUUUAAUGAUGCUUUUGUGCCAUGUCGUGGCCCGUCCCAUCAACCGGCGAGGCCUCGUUCAGUGCCCGUGUCUCAACAGCUCAAGGUUUUCUCCAGAGAGCCUGCUGACCCAUUUGGCAGCAUUGGGAGAGAGGAGAGCGCCCCCUCUCUGAAGGAAGCACCAGCCCGACCCAUGCAGGAUGUACCACCUCCAAACAGGCCAACCACUCCCCUGGGCACAGCAACCAUUGUCCCGCCUCCAAGACCAUUAUCACGGCCCAAACUACCUGCAGGCAAGCUGACGGGCAUCAAUGAGGCUGGUCGACCGUUCAGCCCUCCUAAGAUGUCCAACUCCAGCCCUCCUCCUGCCGUUCCUCUGGCUCGUGCAGAGAGCUCCUCGUCUCUCAGCUCAAACACCUCCUUGAGCACCAGCAACACACCUACUGUCGAGGACGAUCUGUUCGUGGGGAAACUGCCCACUUUUGAGAAGAGAUGUGAGACUCCGGCAGGGACAUCUCGUGGGCCCAGUCCAGUGACACUGGCUUCCCAGGAUGCAUUGCCCAUUGCGGUGGCAUUCACAGAAUCGGUUAAUGCCUAUUUCAAAGGAGCAGAUCCCAGCAAGUGCAUUGUGAAGAUCACAGGAGAUAUGACCCUGUCCUUCCCAAGUGGCAUCAUCAAGAUUUUCACCUCUAGUCCAUCUCCUGCUGUACUCAGCUUCAAACUCUCAAACACCAGCAGAUUAGAGCAAAUCAUGCCCAACCAGCAACUACUGCACAGUGACUCCUCCCAGAGCAACACAAACACUAAAGACUUUUGGCUGAACAUGCCUGCACUGACUGCGUACCUCAGGAAGAGCUCUGAGCAGAACCCGGCUGCAUCCUAUUACAACGUGGACAUCUUAAAGUACCAGGUAUGUUCAAAUGGGAUUCAGUCAACACCUCUGAACCUCGUGGUGUACUGGAAAUGCACUGCUAGUACUACAGACCUGCGAGUGGACUAUCGAUACAACCCAGAGGCCAUGCAGCCCCCCGCAGCGCUCACCAAUGUACAGGUGUUAGUGCCCGUCAGUGGAGACGUCACAAACAUGCAGUCGAUCCCCAAUGCCAUUUGGAAUGCGGAACAGAGCAAGACAUUAUGGAAACUGAGUGACAUCUCUGACAAGUCUGAAAAUGAAGGCUCUGGUUCUUUGAGAGCAAAGUUUGAGCUGUCUGAUGGUCCAUCCAUCCCUGCCACCCUGGCAGUUCAGUUCUUCAGCGAGGGCAGCAGUCUGUCUGGUGUAGAUGUGGAACUGGUUGGCUCCGGUUACCGACUCUCCCUCAAUAAGAAGAGAUUUGCCACUGGCCGCUAUAUGGCUGACUGCUGAGAUCUGAGUAGAGGCCUGUCCGCUCUCAAACGCAGGGAACCUGGAGGUUAAUUUCUGUUCAUUCAUUAAUUCUGUUACUGGUUCUCAAUGAUAAUUAUGGAGAAUCAUUAGGCGGGGUGGAAGAAAAAAGAGAGCUGUCUCUGUGAAGGCCUCUCAUGCAUCUGUUUCCUCUCUACAUCCUGAACGAUCCAGUGAAUCACCUUCUGGAGACUUGAGAUUUUUAUACUACAGAAACGUAGCACUAAGUAUCAAACACUGUGUACAAAGAAAAAAGAAAAAGAGAAAAGAAGGAAUGUCAGGAAAAUGUCAGGUGAAUGAAAUCAUUAAUCUCUGAUAUUCCGACUUUUAUAAAGUCAGAACGUUAGUCUUUGUUAAUUUGAAAUGUAUAGUUAACCAUUUGCAUUAUGUAUUAGAGGUGUAUAGACGUAUAGCAUAUCUAAGCAACAACAAAAAAGGACAAAAAACCUGCACUAACAAUCUUUAUGGAUAUUUGUUGAGCAUUCAUUUCUCCGUUUGAAUUCACCCAAAAGUCAGUCACACUGACGAUGAAGAGAGCAAAAGGAGCGGUCUUUUUCAUUAUGAAUGUGCAAUGAAGGUAUAAGCUUUCAAAAUUACAUUUAUGGAUUGUUUUUAAAGUGUAGUGCCAUUUUCACUUUAACGUUGUCAUUGUCAGCAAAAGGAAAUUUAUACACUGACCUCAGUGCCUCUUUUAUAUUUUAAAUAAUUUUACAGGAAAAUUUGCAUGUUUAAGGUUUUUUUUUUUUUAAGUGCCAGUUCAGCUCUUUAUGCUUCCUGAUGGGAUACUAAAGGGAAAACACUGC
Molecule: messenger RNA, 4140 nt
Organism: Carassius carassius (crucian carp)
Lineage: Eukaryota; Metazoa; Chordata; Actinopteri; Cypriniformes; Cyprinidae
Product: F-BAR domain only protein 2
Exons: 29
Coding region: 209-3319 (1036 amino acids)
Biological process (GO): clathrin coat assembly; clathrin-dependent endocytosis; synaptic vesicle endocytosis
Cellular component (GO): cytoplasm; plasma membrane; clathrin-coated vesicle
Source: RefSeq, a predicted model, not a curated record